AUGGACGAAGUGCCGGAUUUGAGUGCGUUGUUGAAGGGGAAGCUGCAAUUGCUCUCGAAGAAGUUAAUUCCUGCCGAUGUGCAAGGGUCGACCAGUUCUGACGCAGGCCGAGCUUCCAAGGAAGGAGCUUCUUGUUUGGUCAACAAAGACGUUGGGGCGGAGCCUCCUGCCUCGAGUCCCAAAAAGAAGAAGAAGAUCAAGAAAUCCAGGAGGAAAGCGACCGAAGAGCUUCCUCUUGAAGAGAUCGCUUCUCUCGACGAAAACUCUGAGGGUUUGGAAGCAAGGAAGGAAGAGAGAGGAAGGAAGAGACCUUACGAAGGGGCUACUUCCUCCGUUGAUCACGGAGAGGCGCCGGCAGUAGGGCGAGAAGGCUCUACAGGGGGUUCCGUCGAGUCGGACCGUUCCAAAGCGGCGCUUAAAGAUCGUCCCAGAAAGAAGAAGACGAAGGGGUCCAUCGAGGCGGAGCCGCGUCCUUCUGAUGUGGAGACGGGCCUGGUCGAGGUUGUCGCGGGAGGCGGCGUUUCUCUUGAAACUCCUCCUGAGGAAAGAGAGGUCUCAUCGCGGGGCAGUGAUCCUAUUGCAAGUGAGAGAUCUGUUCAUGAUCCGUCUGCGAGGAAAGGGUCUCGUUCAGAAGGUUCUACUGUGAGGAGGAGGAAAAUCGAGUUCCCCGAUCGCGUCGAGUUUUCCUACAACGAGACGACUCCCCUGAUCCUUAAUCCUCCUAGGUGCGCGGAGCUGACGCGCGAAAUUCGUGGUGGGACGAAGGAGAUGCCACAAUUGGACGACCUUUACUUCAAGACUAAAUACAUAGACGCUGCUUCCUCGAGAGCUCGGAGUGACGGGAGUAUGAACUUUCUCGUUGAGAAAUACGACAGUACUCUGAAACAGACAAUGAUCCAGUUGGGAUCUUCGGAGAAGCUUGCCCAAACGAGGUUGAAGGUCAUCGAGAGAGUAAGGGCGGAGCAUAAGAAGGCCAACGAGAAGGCCGCGGAGGAGAAAGAGAUUCUUCGAGUGAAGUUCGAAGAGCUGGAGGGCAAGCUUAAAUCUUCCAGCGCGGCGAGGAAAGAGCUCGUCCGAGAGAAAAGUCAUUUGGAGCAAACGGCUGCGAACCUGGAGAAGGAGAAGACCGAGCCAGUCGAAGAGAGAGACGCCGCGGUAGACAAACUAAUCAGAGAGAGGCAACGUUUGAGGGACUCCCGGGGUUUGGAGGUUACUCGUGAGAGAGAAAGAGUCGAGGCUGCUAUGGCUGAGAAGGCAAGUCGCCGUUUUGAUCGCGUGCGCGACCAUUUUACUCGUCUAGAGGCUUUUGAGAAGGCGAAGAACCUGUAUGGUCAAGCUUCGGGAACGAAAAAGUGCCUCGAGGUUAUGAAGGCGAGUGGGACGGAGAUUCCCCAAGAAAUGAUCGAUGUCUUCGCUGAGCAGGAGAAACUUUACGAGGUGGAGGUUAUGAAACUCCGAGUAGAGCCGCUGUCUGAUAGCGACCUUACUCUUUCUCCGCUGGUCCUUCCUUCUCGUUUCGUCGCGGACCGGUUCAGAACGUCAUUCGAUCCCCAUGGGUCGAACGUAAAUUUGAUUGGGCCAGAGACGGCUUCUCGGCUCGUUACCUCGCUCGAAGUUGUUGAGGAGCCAUCAGAGGAGCCACUGGUUGACGUCACGUCUAUCCCUACUGAACAUGUCAAGCCCCCGGUGGGAAGUGGUCUUGACGAGCGCCCAGAGAAUGAGAAUCUGGAGGGGUUUCCUGGAAAGGACGACCUCGAGAUGGGCGACACUCUGUUUCGAGAAGAAGAGACCGAGAACGUGGGCAUCGAGGAUCUUGUGCUUGUCUCGGAUUCUUCCUCCGAAGGACAAGAGGAUGAAGAGAAGGAAGACGAUGGAAUCGAGGAGACGUCGCUGCCACGUUCUGCUGAGGAGGAAGACCCUACUGCUGCCGCUACCAAUGGUCCUGACGAUCAAGAUUCUGUGCCUUGA
Brassica napus (rape) is the source of this 1968-nucleotide messenger RNA. RefSeq lists its product as uncharacterized. The record is from RefSeq and is a predicted model, not a curated record. The transcript has 2 exons. The coding region runs from base 1 to 1968 and encodes 655 amino acids. NCBI's taxonomy places the organism in Eukaryota, Viridiplantae, Streptophyta, Magnoliopsida, Brassicales, Brassicaceae.